Paramecium pentaurelia is the source of this 327-nucleotide messenger RNA. The record is from the annotation of a GenBank genome assembly. NCBI's taxonomy places the organism in Eukaryota, Ciliophora, Oligohymenophorea, Peniculida, Parameciidae.
AUGAUAAGUUGGUAGAAAUAAAUUCUAAUUUUAAACUACAUUUCCAUAAUAUUCUAGUAGAAAUAUUUUGGUUCCAAAUUCAAGUAGAGAGUAUUGAUACUUAUUAUAUAAAUUGAAAGGAAUUAUAGAAAUGUUAAGUCAAGGUUUUAAACAUUAAAUAAUUGCAAUAAUUUUAAUCAAUUAAAUAACUAUUUUCUCAUCAACAAUUAUAAUAAAAAAAUCUUUAUUAAAUUCAUAGUGAUGAAUAUGAUAAAGAAGAUUGUUGGUUAUAAAUUGAUGAAUUAAAAGCAUCUUUCUUAAAGAGACAAUAAAUUAAAACAUCUAUGA